AUGGCCGGAAGAAAGCCAACGUCCUCGAGAAGCUCAAAGCGCCGAGCGGAGGAUUUGGCCAAUACCGGACCAGAUAUUUACCAACAGAUGUUAGCAGAGGCUGGGGUGUCGGCAGCAAAUCCGAGUAGGAUUGAACCACCGUUGAAACGGAGGCGGCCAGGCCUAACGUCAGGUGCCAAAUCUUCGUCCAGGGAUCAGAUUACGACAUGCCAGGCGCAAGAGCAACCGGUAGUGGCUCUACCAAGCACUGCAAAUGAGAACGAGCAUGACGGCGAGGACGACGACAGUGCUAUCGAAUUUGAAGAUGUGGUUUUGCCGGCGCCAACCGUGCAAACAAUUGAGAUCGAGUCCGAUGAAAACGAAGAUGACGAUGACGAUGACGAUGAAAACGAAGUCUUUCUAUUCGAAGAUGCCAAUCUCCCCAUGUCUCAUCCAGAUAUAGUCGCUUCCGGCGAAGAGACGGGGACUCUGGAACUCAACCUCUCUGCUCUCAAUUCUGCGGCUUCACCUUCGAAACGAUACGGCGCGAGACGCAAACCAGUAUCUAAAGAGGAAAGAGACCGGCGUUUGCAUAUUCACAAGACACAUUUACUGUGUCUCUUGUCUCACGCAUCCCGUCGAAACCACUGGUGCAAUGAUGCGAGAGUUCAGGAAACGUUGCGGCCUCUAUUAACUGACAAGAAUAUCGAUCUUCUAAAUCCUGGAUCCCAUUUGCCGCAAUUCGGCCAGUCUGAAAGCUUGAAAAAGGGGCUGAAGCAAGCUGCUGAAAUAUGGAGAGCAAAGUUUAAAAUCACGGAACGAGGGUUGCGAAAGUCUCUUUGGGCGGAGGAUCCAGGCCAACUGCAAAAUUAUGAGCCUCCAUCAAACUUGGACUCCUGUUUGGAUCGCGAAGACUUUCGGAAUGCAUCGAAAAGGCUGCAAGGGUCCCGAGACGUCGGCGCGCAGUUGUAUUGUGCGCUGCUGAGAAGCGUGGGCGUCCGGGCAAGGCUCGUCUGCUCAUUGCAGCCAUUAUCUUUCUCUUCUGGCGGGCCGACACUAAGCGAAGGGAAACCGCUCAUCCUUGGCACGAAACCUGCGCAAAACGAACACGUCAAAGCAGCAUUGGCGAAAUACAAGGCCCUGGCGGCCACUACAGAUCCGCCGAGUGACACUCCUGGUUCCUCGACUCCGCGGCGACGACUAGGCCACCCACACGCUACAUCCUAUCAUUUCCAACCUAUUCCUUCCCCGCCCAGGAAACAGCGAGCUUUUCACGAACCAGCCCAGAUCCGCGAAUCUGCUUUCCCGAUUUACUGGGUCGAAGUGCUAGAUACUGGCCAUCAGAAGUGGCAACCUGCUGAUCCAAUAGUUACGCAAACGUUCUGGAAACCCAAGGCCUUCGAGCCUCCUAUUACGGACAGGGAAAACAGCCUCUCCUACGUGGUGGCAUUCGAAGCUGAUGGCGCCGCUAGGGACGUGACGAGGCGAUAUGCGAAGGCAUACACGGCCAAAACGCGUAGGUUGAGGAUUGAGACGCCUCUUGACGAUGGCGGCCAAUGGUGGCGCACAGCAAUGAGGCCUUUUCAGCGACCCAGUCCCACAGACUUGGACCAAAUUGAAGACAACGAGUUGGCCGGGAUGGAAGCUCGGGAACCGAUGCCCAGAAAUGUGCAGGAUUUUAAGAACCACCCUGUGUAUGCCUUGGAGCGACAUAUGCGCCGACACGAAGUACUUGUGCCUGACGCGAAACCAUCGGGGACUGUCGGCGCCGGUAGUCGCGGUCCCUUGGAGAAAGUCUUUCGACGAAAAGAUGUUCGUGUAGCAAGGACCACGGAGAAAUGGUAUCGCCUCGGGCGCCAAGUAAAGCCGAACGAGAUACCGGCCAAGUGGCUUCCGAAAAAACGGCGGCUCAAGGGUCCGAGGUAUCGGGACAAGGACGAGGCGCACACGGGAGACGAUGGUGUUGUGCCAAUAUACACGACGGAGCAAACAGAACUGUACGAACCACCACCCGUUAGGAACGGGUGCGUGCCAAAGAACAAGUUUGGCAACAUAGACGCCUACGUUCCUAGCAUGAUACCCAAGGGAGCCGUGCAUGUUGCUCAUGAGCAUGCCGCGAGGGCCGCGUUCAUAGUUGGCGUUGACUAUGCACCUGCCUUGACAGGAUUCCUUUUCAAGGGUCGGCAGGGCACGGCUGUGUUGAACGGAAUAGUUGUGGCGAAGGAGUAUGAAGCCGCAAUACGGGCCGUGAUGGAAGGCAUGGCCGAUGUGGAGCAAGAGAUGGAGGCUGAGCGGAAGCGGCUGGCUGCCUUGAGGGUCUGGCGACGAUUUCUCAUGGGGCUACGUAUCCGCGAAAGGAUCUGGAAGGGCGUGGAUGAAGAGGAGAGGAAAGCGGCUGAACUGGCCGCUGCGGAGAGCGACGCGACGGAAGAAUACGACAUGGUUGUAGACGAUGAGCACGAACACGACGAAGACCACGACCACGACCACGACCAAAACCACGACGUCGGUAACAGUGGGGGUGGGUUUAUGGUGGACUGA
This is a messenger RNA of Ustilaginoidea virens, 2520 nucleotides long. RefSeq lists its product as uncharacterized. Bases 1 to 2520 code for a protein of 839 amino acids. The record is from RefSeq and is a predicted model, not a curated record. Gene Ontology annotation, molecular function: single-stranded DNA binding; damaged DNA binding. Gene Ontology annotation, cellular component: cytoplasm; nucleotide-excision repair factor 2 complex; XPC complex. The transcript has 2 exons. Lineage: Eukaryota; Fungi; Ascomycota; Sordariomycetes; Hypocreales; Clavicipitaceae. Gene Ontology annotation, biological process: nucleotide-excision repair; mismatch repair.